AUGCUGUUUUUUUUCUCGUGCCACGUGCAAUCGAAAUAUUUCGCAGUGAGUGACGAAGACGUUGAAGUUGAUGGUGCAGUUUUUCCUUUAAGGUCUAAGAAACGGAAAUCUCAUGGACGUAUGAAGAACGUUGCUAAGUUAUUAAAACUACGAAGCCAUGAAACAGGCCCAAGUUGUAAUAAUUGUACUAGAUUUAAAUGUUUUGAAAAUGUCACCGAAGGAGGGAGGUUGCAAAUAAUUAAACAGUUUAAUGAACUUAAAGAUCAUUAUGAACAAAAUUUGUAUCUGGGUGGCUUAAUUUCACAUGCCCCCGUUAAACGACACCGAAGUAGAAAGAAUAAUGAUGAAGAUGUUGAAUAUCACUCAUAUUCGUACAUAUACAAAAUUCGUGUUCAACGAGAUAAUACAGCUAUAGUGCCAAUAUAUUAUAAAGCUAUGCUUUCUAUGCAUGGAAUAUCUGCGAAACGGCUUCAGAAUAUCCAGCAGCAGUUAACCACUUUUGGACAUGUUAAACACGAUGGGCGAGGUCAACAUUCCAAUCGAAAAAAUCGUCUCCCAGAUGAAAUAUCCACUGCCGUUUUUGACCAUAUUGCUUCGUUUAAAGGCCGAAAAUCACAUUACAGUCUCCAUGACUCCCAACGUGUAUAUUUACUGGAAGAUCUUAACGUGAAAAAGAUGUUCAACAUGUUUUUGCAACAAAAUCCUGAGAAAAAGGUGUCCUACGAGACUUACAGAACUAUAUUUGUAACUAAAUUCAACAUACGUUUUGGCUAUCCACAAACGGAUACUUGCAGUGCCUUUGAUGAGCACAAGGCCAAGAAAAUGAGCAUCGAAAACGAUCCUUUACAAAAAGCGCUUUUAUCUCGUUUGGAAACAGAACAUAAACUGCAUCUUCUAAAAGCUGAAACGUUUUAUAAAAGAAAGAGAGCAGCCCGUUUAAAUUCUCAAAAAAGUACAGAAAAAGAGGCAAUAGCAAUUGAUUUUCAAAAAAAAUUGCCAGUACCCAAUAUCAGCACUAAUGAUGUAUAUUAUAAACGCCAACUUUCUUUUUAUUAUAAUACUAUAAUAUUAUAA
Molecule: messenger RNA, 1074 nt
Organism: Psylliodes chrysocephalus
Lineage: Eukaryota; Metazoa; Arthropoda; Insecta; Coleoptera; Chrysomelidae
Source: the annotation of a GenBank genome assembly